AUGUCAACUCGAAAGCUUGAUUCUAUCUUGAAUCCUAUAACGGCCCUUCAGUUUUACCGGAGAGAUCAAAACAAAUUGUUUCUAAUUGCAGGGGAGGGUCCCUACCUAAAGGUCUAUGACUCCAAUACCUCACUGCUUGUGCUUCAACACCGAAUAUUUUGUGAGCAAGUAAUUCACGGAAUUUCAACGUUGGACAAGCAACAUGAUAUUGCGGAUAACGGCUUUAUCUGCUUAGCCAUUUGGGGCAGCACAUCUCUUGCUCUCCUAACCAAAGUCCGCUUUGAUUUACUUCUAGACCAAGUGGUGAAUGAUAUUACCGAUCUUAUCACUCAGGUCCCGGACUGGAUCUUAGACGCUGCCAUUUCUCCCUUUGAGGCAAACAACUGCGCCCUUGUCACUGCUCAUAACGCUAUUAUUCUAGCUAGUGUCCAGCCAGAAUACGGCCGACUUGAGAUGAAAACAGUUUUCUCGCCAUCAAAAUUAAUACUUUAUUCAGCUCAUCUUAUUUGGGAGUCUAAGCUGCACGUAAUUGUUGCUUCUGGUACGGCAUUUGGUCAAAUUAUUACAUGGAAGUGUUUUGUUGACGGAACCAAGUUAAAUAUUUGUACACUAGCUGGCCAUGAAGGCUCGGUAUUUGGUAUAAAAUUUUCACCUACUUUCACUCAUGCAGACGGUCGAGACGGCCGUCUCCUUGCAAGCUGUAGUGAUGAUCGUACAGUCAGAGUUUGGGAUUUUAUGUCGGACCAUAGCACCAUGGCCGCCACAGAAAUACUGGAUGCAGAGGAAACUGACCUCAAUGUGAUGCAUCAUGAAAUUCAAGACUCUACUAGUAAAGCCCUUGCCGUUUUCAUGGGUCACGCAUCUAGAAUAUGGCAUCUCCAAUUCCUAUUCUGCAGUCCGACAUCUGAUGAUCAAAUGUUAGCAAACUUGCUCUCAUUUGGUGAAGACGCAACAACGCAACAAUGGGUCUUGAAGCUUAAAUUGCCGUCUACUUACACCAAGAAAGUGAAUGGUGACUCUCGAAAUUUAUGUGUAGAUGUUAACACCUCAGAAAUAAUUCAUCAUAAAUCCUAUGCUUUUCAUUCCGGCAAGCACAUAUGGUCAUCUGCUCUGUACAAAGGUAUUGAUGGCUGGAUCCUAAGUACGGGAGGUGCAGAUGGAAAGAUUGCCACAUAUCCUAUUCGGGUAUUGGACGACCUUUCAUCAUUAUCGAAAUUAGCCUUGAAGACUGAUUCCCUAGACCAAAGUAGUGUUACAAACUCGUGGACAUUAAGUGAUAUCUUAUCUUUAGUAAAGAAAACCAACAUUGAAAGUAAACCAGAAGAAGUUAAAUUAAACAAAAUAUCCUCCAAAAAUACCUUUAAUCGCUACAUUUUUCUAUCAACCACAGAGAUUCUUGUAACUACCACUUCAGGCCACAUCAUGUGUGGCCUUAUUGGAAGCCAAAUUUUGUGGAACGAGGUCCAGGUACCAGAACCAAUUUCAGUGGACCUACGCUCAUAUGCAGUUGUGAAAGGUUUUAUAAAUACCGGCAUAGGGUACCUAGCAGGAGUAAGCGGCAUGAUAUAUAGUUAUAGAGCCAGUCUUGGUAUCUCAAUAUUCGGUUGUGUACAUGGGAAGGUGGCUGAUAUGUUCACAAUUGAUGAUAAAAGUGGCCAACUCUAUGGACUACUAGUCACAACUCUCACCAAAAAAACUGCUACAUUUUUCCAGCUUGAUCGAAUAUCACACAAGAUUAUGGAAACUUUGGACAUAGGCCUACCUCCGAAGUUUGUCAUCACUAGCGCAGGUGUCGCCAAUCAGCUUCUUGUAUUGGGCUCCAGGCUCGGAUCUCUCAUUGUUUACGAUCCUAAGAAGCUUGGAAGUCCCCUUGAAAUAUGUAAUGUAACGCACGAGCUUAGUGGUGAUGCUAUUACAGCUAUCGUGCCGCUCUCGCCUGCAGGAUUAGAUUGCAGUACUGAAUACUUUUUGACGACAGGAAGAAAUGGGUUCUAUUUUAUCUUCUCCAUAGACUCACAACAAAGCCAGGACACAAUUUCAAGUCUUGUGCGUAUAGUUCACCAUGGAACCCCGCCAUUUGGACCCAUUAUUGACAAUGCAUGGUUUGAAGACAACGAGCUGAUACUCUUUGGUUUCAAAGGGAAAAAAUUCAUCGUUUGGAAUGAGACUAGACAAUUAGAGGUAAUGAGUUGUGACUGUGGUGGAGCUCAUAGAAGUUAUGCGUAUUCUUCGAUGUUUAAUGGCGGAGGUGGUCAUUUCGUCUAUACACGAUCCUCUAAAUUAUAUCUCUUGAGCCAUGAGGGUCCAUCGCACAAGAUUUUAAAACAAGGGGCUCAUGGAAGAGAAAUCAAAGCUUGUGCGCUAUCAUCAGAUCAACAGUUUGUUGCGACGGGAGCUGAAGAUACAUCGCUAAGGAUCUGGCGCUAUGAUAGAAACGCAGCAUUAGAACAGCGCUUGCAAUGUCGAGCUUUGGUACAGAAACACACCACAGGUAUCCAGCAUCUCCAGUGGCUCGGAUCAAAGUAUCUCUUGAGUAGUGGAGGCAAUGAAGAACUUUUUAUCUGGGCCAUAACAUCAAUACCGAAUUUUGGGAUAGGACUUGUUUGUGAAGCCUCAUGGCCUGACCAGGGUGAGGCUGGAAACCGAAGGAUAACAUGUUUUGAGGCAACCAUAAUCUCCACUAAGUCACCUGAAGAUGGAAUUAUCGUGAGCAUGGGACUCUCGGAUUCAGCCAUUUGCAGUUACCAAUACUCCAAAAACCAUGGAUUCUCCGUAUUAGCGACGGGGCAAUAUACAUCUUCGUGUAUAACUCAGAUCCGGCAGAUUAAUGUCUCCGCCACAAAGUUAUGUCUUAUAACAGCCGCAACUGAUGGAAUUCUGACUCUUUGGAACGCUGACAUAAUUAAAACAAAUCUGGCGCAACUUGAUCCAGUCAACCUAGUGCCAUAUAAUUUCCAGAAACUGCAUCAGGGCACUAUCAAAUCUCUUGACGUUCGGCUUAACGAACAAUCCAUGGCAGUAUUAACAGGAGGAGAUGAUGGUGCUCUGGUGAUUUCUAUCUUCAAUUAUCUAGCUCUUCAUGAAAACCCCAGCUCCUUUCGAUUAGAUGGGGCACAUGCAGCAGCUAUAACAUGCCUAUCAGUUCUUCACAAUUCGACAGAUGAAAGAUUGAACCUUAUGACAACUAGCAAUGACCAGCGCGUCAAAACUUGGUAUGUCAAUGUUCUUGAUCAGGUUGAAGAGAAAGAAAACCAUAAUAUAUCUCUCGCCAUUCAACUUGAGCAAGAACAAUUCACUACGGUGGCAGAUGCAGGUGGCUUGGCCGUUUUUGGGGAAAGCUGUCUAAUGGAGGCUUUGAUUGUUGGAAAUGGGAUGGAGAUCAUACGGAUUCCCUCCAUGCUUCCAUUGUGA
Molecule: messenger RNA, 3411 nt
Organism: Blumeria graminis f. sp. triticale
Lineage: Eukaryota; Fungi; Ascomycota; Leotiomycetes; Helotiales; Erysiphaceae
Source: the annotation of a GenBank genome assembly